AAGGUCAGACCUGUCAAACAUGGCGGCGCGCAGUGUGUUGCGCUCCGUCUGGAGCUCGUUUGCGGGUUUAAAACUCGGGGUUUCGGGCUCCAAUGUGGGAAUUCUGCAGCGGGUAAAUGUUCCUCUGGUAUCCGCUGUGACCGUCCCGAGCAGAGGGAUCCGUCAAGUGGUGGAGAAGCAGGACGGUAAAACCACAACCAUUGAAGGUCGUAUCCUGGACGUCCCAGCGGCGCCUCAGCCUCCAAACCCCGAAGCCAAGUGUCCCAUCUACAGGUGGAACCUGCAGCACAAGUACAACUACACGGACGUCCUGCUGCUCAGCCAGUUCAUCAGGGCUGAUGGAGGAAUGCUGCCCCGGAGGAUCACCGGCCUCUGUCUAGAGGAGCAUCGCAAGAUUUCCAUCUGUGUGCAGAUGGCUCACAGAGCAGGUUUGCUGCCGGAUCACAAACCCAAACUCCCAGAAGGUCACGUCCCAAAGAGGCCGAAGCAGCAGCUGAACAGAUACCUGACCCGCUACUCCAUCGACUCGGUGAAACCCAUCUACAAAAAGGGGCUGAAGUGGUGCAAGAAGCGAAUGCCCGUCGGUCACCCGUUCCUGAAGGACAACGUGCGCUACAGCGUGAAGCCGCUGUACAUGCAACACUGACGGACUGGACUCAGCCGGGUCGGAGGUUUACCUUGACUUCUGUCCCGGUGUCGUGGGAGUAACGGCCCAGAAAGCUUCAUCCAUCUGUAUUUAUUCUGUUGUUUAUGAAGCUGACUCACGCUCGGCUCCACCCGGGACCAUCCAUCCUGAGCGCCGGGCCUCGGGGAGCCCUUGAAAUGAAGCGAACGUGAGCAGCGCCUGGGUCAGUGUGACAGGUUCUGAGGAGGUGGUUUGGUCUGCUGUGUAAACUCAAGGCAACGCAGAUGUGCAAAUAAAAUCCUGUGUGUUUA
Molecule: messenger RNA, 936 nt
Organism: Stegastes partitus (bicolor damselfish)
Lineage: Eukaryota; Metazoa; Chordata; Actinopteri; Pomacentridae
Gene: mrps18a
Product: mitochondrial ribosomal protein S18A
Exons: 6
Coding region: 20-646 (208 amino acids)
Biological process (GO): mitochondrial translation
Cellular component (GO): mitochondrial small ribosomal subunit; ribosome
Molecular function (GO): small ribosomal subunit rRNA binding; structural constituent of ribosome
Source: RefSeq, a predicted model, not a curated record